Messenger RNA from Acyrthosiphon pisum (pea aphid), 2964 nucleotides. Its product is annotated as SET and MYND domain-containing protein 4. Gene Ontology annotation, molecular function: histone deacetylase binding. Lineage: Eukaryota; Metazoa; Arthropoda; Insecta; Hemiptera; Aphididae. Gene Ontology annotation, cellular component: cytoplasm; nucleus. The record is from RefSeq and is a predicted model, not a curated record. The transcript has 9 exons. The coding region runs from base 603 to 2588 and encodes 661 amino acids.
ACCACUAAAUAUGCAAAAAUAUGCACUAUAAACUUUUGAUAUGUUUUUCGUAGUGUCUUGAAAUGCAUUUCUAGCUCACUAACUCUAGCUCACUAACGGUUCAAAAAAAACAUGCAAAUGCAUGAACUUCCAGGCCCUAAUAAUAAUAGAUAAUAAUAGGUAAUUCUGGUACGAUGUGUUCUCAACCACCCACCUCUACUCAAUUGUAAAAAAUCGACCAGUCCCUGCGAUUCCCGGUAGGUAAUUUCCGAAGACGUCUUAAUCGCAAACAGUGUAGUGACCUGCUACUGGCUAGACAUAUUAUAAUAUAUGAAGUAAAUCCUAUAAAUUUAUACAUUUAUGUUUAAAUAACAUAUCAUUAUUUAACUUAGGUAUACAUAGACAUUUUAAUUUGAACCUCUCCCCUUAAAUGUUUACCUAUUGGCGCACAUGUAUGAAUGCUCCCAACAACUCCAUAAGUUUUGUUCCUAUAAUCAUACCAAACUACUGGAAAACGUCCAAAAAUCUAAAAAUACCUCCUGGCUUAAAUUGUGAGUCCUGCGGUUUACUGUCGGUUGAUAUAAUAUAUACGAACCUACCUAUUAUCUAGUCGUGCUAUUAUAAUGAACGAACUAACACCGCAGGGCGGUGAGCCUUUUUCGAUUCGACACGACCGAUUUCGUAACAUUUUAAAAACAUCUGAUUGGGAUGAAUUCACCAAGUCUACAGACGACAAACAGAAAAUACAGUUCGUGUACGAACGGCUGUACGCUGGCGGACAGGAUUCCGGUGGCUGUAAAAAUACUGAAGAUGGGCCGGCGAGUUGCAAAAACGGAGAAAAGUCUAUGGAAAUGAAAAAGUCCGGGACUGAUUAUUUUCAGAAGUCGGACUAUCGAAAUGCGUUGAACUGGUAUUCUUUAGCUGUGCUCCACUGUCCCCAAACCAAAGAUUGGAGAAUACAACUGUCGAUCAUCUACGCCAAUCGAUCGGCAUGUCUGUAUCAUUUAAAAAAUUUCGAUCUGGCCAUUUCAGACAUUCAGCGAGCGCUCGACAACGGAUAUCCCAAGGAUCUGCGAUACAAAGUGUACGAUAGGAAAGCACGGUGUUUGUUAGCCACGAAACAGUUGAAAUUGGCGGUAGAGUCGUUUAGGACAACCAUGCGGUCUCUGGACGAUUCAAAUUUGUCUCCGGACGAACGGCGCAAACGACAGCUGGACAUACAGAUCAUGCUGACGAUGAUGGUUAAGGACAAGCACACUAAGAACGGCAUCGUGGAGAACGGUACAACGGAACCGGAGGAACCGGAAGUACACGGUGGACGGAGUGAAGUGUAUCCGGCGUUCAGCAACGCAGUAUCCGUCGAAUACAACGAGACUGAAGGAAGACACGCGGUAGCCGGAAGUGACGUGCCCGUCGGAAAAGUGCUGUUGACUGAACGCGCGUACGCCUCGGUCCUACUUCGCGAGUACAGUCAUUCGCAUUGCACUAACUGUUUCGUCAGGCUGGUGGCGCCUUUGCCGUGUCCGGAUUGCGAAAGAGUGGCAUUUUGCGGCGAGUUUUGCAAAAGAAGUGCCUUAGAGUCGUAUCACGCGGUAGAAUGUUCGAUGUUGCCUGCGCUCUUCUCGGCCGGCGUUUCUAUAACGUGCUUGAUCGCACUUCGAAUAAUCACACAACGACCGUUGAAGUAUUUCAUUGACCUACGACCAAAGUUGUUGAAUCAUACGCAGAGGCCACGUGGUAAGCACGAACCCGACAACUACGUCAACUUGUACGACUUGGUCACACAUCGGGAGACGAGAUCUGUACAGGACAUAUUACACAGAACGCACGUGGCUGCUUUUUACUUGUCCUGUUUGAAAAAGACAAACUAUUUUGCUUCAGGCUGCAACACAGACAGUCGACCAACCGAUGACGAGUUAUUCAUCGGAAGUCUGUUGUUACAUCAUCUUCUUCUGCUUCAAUUUAACGCUUUCGAAGUGUCCGAACUCCGACAACAUGGCAAUGACCAAGAUACCGUGUUUAUCGGUGGUUCCGUUUACCCGACCCUAGCUUUGCUGAAUCACUCCUGUGACCCAUGCGUUGUUAGGUACCACCGAGGAACAACAGUCGUGGUACACAACAUCCGCGAAUUACAUGCUGGAGAAGCGAUUACAGAAAAUUAUGGUCCAAUGUUUAUGUUCCACCCAAAAGAAGAGCGACAACAGACACUUAAAAACAGGUAUUGGUUUGAAUGUAAUUGUAUUGCCUGCUGUCAAGAUUGGCCAACUUCGGAACAAAUGAAGACAAAUACAUCACUCAGGAUCAGGUGUAUACAUUGCAAAAACGCAAUAACAGUGACAACAGAAUCAAUGGAGUUUGCAGUCCGUUGUAUGGUUUGCUCAAAAACUACUAAACUGUUACCAGUUUUAAAAGUUUUACAGGAUACAGAGAAUAAAUACUCGGUUGCCAAACAGUUGAUGGAUAAGCACAAUUAUGAAAAGGCUUUAUCAGAGUUUAUAGCACUUUUAUCAUUAUUACAUAAGCACAUGGUACCACCUUUCAGAGACUACCAUCUAUGCCAGCAAGGAAUAAGACAGUGUAUGUUGACAUUUGGAAAUAAAUUUUACUAAUUUAUUUUUGAAUACAACACAUAAUUUAUACAAAGCUUAAUUGUAAAAUAUUCAUAUUAAAAAAAUAUAAUUAUGUGCAAAAAAAAAGUUAUACAUAAUAUAUUAUAUAUAUAAAAUAAACUAUAGUUUAUAAUAAUUCAUAGAACACUAGUCUUGUACCAUUCUCCUAAGUGUAAUUUACAUAUUUACCUUAGGUUAAUAUUUGUCAAAAUAAACAUUAAAAAAGUUUAAAAAUAAGUCAUCAAAGCUAAAUGUUUGUUUUAUAAAAUUGUUACUCAGUUAAAGAUAAAAAAAAAAAGAAUAGUAAGCUUAGUUAAGGGGAUUCAAGUUUUAACAGCACGACUUAGCUGGUUCAGCUUCGAUGUAGUUAUUAAAA